AUGAUAAUAGACGGAGAAAGCAUUCACCCUGCCCAAAACACCUGCCAUCAGCCCAAAUAUGAAAUACACAACGCCAAGGAUCGCCCUGAUCUAUGGGGCACUAUCGAGCAUCCAGACCACCCACUGAACACCGUCUGGCCUGUCUUCAUAGACCAAGACGAGACAUUCACCACAUACAACCCGCAGCUGACCCAGCACGAAGAACUAGCCCGAUACCAGUUUAUGAUAACGGAGACAGCCCUAGACAACAGCGUGUCCGUUGUGGCAUACGGGCAAUCCGUUCCGUUCUUUUGGCCGGAAGUCAAGCAAGCCGACGAUAACCAGCCCGACAGGGAGCAUCCAGUCGGAUACAACUGCCACAGUAUCCUCGAGACCCUCCCUGAUGGUGGCUUCGACACGAUUCUGUCGCGAGGCGUGCGCCAAUACCUGACCCGUCAUGGUCUCCCAGGCGGAUCUGUAUCUUUGACGAAGGACCAGAAACGCGACACGCCGGUGUGCAGGCGCGCAGAUGACCCUAAUGCUCUAUCCGCCAUAGCCAUCGCCGUGGUGCCAAGCCGGCGACGCAAAGGAUUAGCAGAAGCAUUGCUAGAAACGAUGAAAGCGACCGCGCGACAAGAGAAUCUGCGCCUGUUGGUCGCUCCGUUACGACCGACUCGGAAAGCCGACCACCCGCUUGUCCCGAUGGAGGAAUAUAUAAAGUGGCCGAACCAGGUCAAGUCGAGUGCGUCAUCUCCCCACCAUGUCCCCUUUGAUCCAUGGCUGCGAAAACAUCUUCGCUUCGGAGGGAAGAUCGUGAAAGUUGCGCCGCGAAGUAUGACGGUGCAGGGUAGUCGGGAGGAUUGGAGACAGUGGACUGGUGUCGACUUUUCGACGCGGAGAGGUGUGUAUGUGGAGCCAAAUGUUUGGAUAUUCCAUGAUCUGAACUCUUAA
Messenger RNA from Aspergillus steynii IBT 23096, 930 nucleotides. RefSeq names its product GNAT family N-acetyltransferase. NCBI's taxonomy places the organism in Eukaryota, Fungi, Ascomycota, Eurotiomycetes, Eurotiales, Aspergillaceae. Gene Ontology annotation, molecular function: acyltransferase activity, transferring groups other than amino-acyl groups. The record is from RefSeq and is a predicted model, not a curated record. The transcript has 3 exons. The coding region runs from base 1 to 930 and encodes 309 amino acids.